Molecule: messenger RNA, 984 nt
Organism: Contarinia nasturtii (swede midge)
Lineage: Eukaryota; Metazoa; Arthropoda; Insecta; Diptera; Cecidomyiidae
Product: larval cuticle protein A3A-like
Exons: 7
Coding region: 185-697 (170 amino acids)
Cellular component (GO): extracellular matrix
Source: RefSeq, a predicted model, not a curated record
UCUCUGAAGACUAUAGUCCAAACGCACUAACGCACUUCUGUUCGAAUUCUAUAUCGCCAUAGCAAGGAGUACAAUUGCUAACGGUUACGUGCAAAAAAAAAAAUAUUUAACAUAAAAAUAAUAGUAAUUAUUAUAUAGAGAAAAUUAUUUCCGUUUUUUUUUCGAAAAAUAUAUAUAAUACAAAAUGCAAAGUAAAAUGGUGCAAUUAACUAGUGCAGUGAUCUUGUGUUUGGCCCUUUUUGGUCAAUCGGUGAUGGCGAAGCCUGGAUAUGCUGCAGGAUACGAUGUUGAUUAUUAUGAUCAUCCAAAAUAUUCAUUCAACUAUGGUGUUGCUGACCAUCACACUGGCGACGUGAAAUCACAACAUGAAACCCGAGACGGUGAUGUUGUGAAAGGUCAAUAUUCGUUGGUUGAGCCCGAUGGUAGCAUCAGAACCGUAGACUACACGGCAGAUCCAGUUAACGGUUUCAACGCUGUUGUAUCAAAGAGUGCACCAACCGUUCAUGCACAUGCUAUUGUUGCGAAACCAAUCGUAAAACAUGUUGUGCCGACUGUACACAAGACCGUGUAUGCACAUCCAGCACCAGUCGUACAUGCUGAACCACAUCAUUACGCAGCACCAGCAUACAGUCAUUAUGAUUACGACUCAUAUGACAGCCACUACGCCUAUGAACCACACCAAUACCCUCAUUAUUAGAUGGAGAAUCGAGAAGAGCUGAAAAUUUACGCUAUAUUGAGUACAUGUUGAUAUCAAAAUCAUCCAGUUUGAAAUUAUAUCACGGUUCAGAAACGAAGCAAUAAAAGACAAUAACUUAAAUUAGAUAACCUGAGUAUCGCAACAUGGACACUGAACGACUAUAAAUAAAACCACAAUUGUUUAUAUUAAAACAUCCAAAAGUAUUACCAUACGAUUACGGUCGAAUAGGAUAUGUGCCUGCUGAUUGUAAUCACAAACCAUUAUACUUCAAAUUAAACAAAAAAAAA